AUGACUGAAUAUGAAAAUCGCAGCGACAACAUUGAUUUAAGUAGCGUUGAUCUUGCCAAAUUAACUGAAUUAGUCAACCGUCUUGAUGCAUCGACAAUUUCAUCGACAGAAAAUUAUAAUGCAUUCGAAAUUAACAUUAUAUUAUCGGCUCUUAAAGAUCAUUUGUCAAAUCCUGCUAUUCAAAAUAGACUAUCAUCCAAUCGGGAAAUACUCGAACAGAAGUUGCCAGAUAUAUUCAAUCAUUUUUGUAAAAUUUCGAUUAGAUUUUCGUCUUCAUUGUCCAAUCACCCGUUAUUUAUGAUUAAUAUUGUUUAUCUAUGGAAUAUAAUUUGUUCAAAGCUCGGUACAUCAAUUGAAAACGAACUUCUCUCAGCACAAGAAUAUUAUAACAUAGCCAUGGAAGGUUUAAGUACGGAUAAACUCUCUAUGUAUCUUACUGGUACUUAUGCAGAAAUAUUCUUAAAGUUAGCUAAAAUGGUUAUAUGGGCAGACAGUAGACAAAUGGAACAUCUGAAUCUAUCUGACUAUACGGCUCACAAAUGUUUACACGAAGAAAAAUAUGACGCUGUAUAUCAUAAUAUUAUCAUAUUUAUUGAUAACUAUUUUGGGAAUAAAGAGAUAGAUACAGAAAAAAUAGAUUAUGUCAGUGUCAUCUUUUCACUUAUUGUUGUUAUGGCUGAUAGCAAGAGUCUUUUACCUACUAUUAUUCGGAUUGGUUUUCCAGCAAAAUUAAUCGAAUGGUUAAAUAUUAUGAGUAAUCGAAAUAAUGACACGGAUCCACUUAGUUCACUGAUUAUUGCUGUAAGUAACAUAAGUCAAUGUGAAGAAGGUAUAACAGCAUUGAAUGAAGCGUGCGCAAUCACUGCUUUAGGUAAAUCCGAAAAGGCUUUAGCCAAUAGACUAAAACAUGCUUCGUCUACAUUAUCAUUUUAUUCUCGAAUCUAUGCGAUGAUAGCAACAACAGAUCAACUCAAAACAUUACCAGUGCUUAAUCCAGCUAUUGAUGUUUUAUUGAAAAGAAUUCACGAAGCAAAUGCUUCAUCUAACUUACGUUCGGCCACGGGCCAUCUAUAUGAAUACUUAGUACCUCUUGCUAAACUUCUUAUUAAUGAUAAUAUGGCGAAAUAUGUAUUAGAGAACAAUGAACUAGGUGGUCUUACCUUCUUUAUUGAACUCUUUCAUAAACACAAUGUUCUUUCUACUAAUGAUCUAUUCGUCAAACAUCUUAUUCGAUUAGCACUAUAUAAUAUUUUAUGUCGUCUAGCAUUUCAUCAAUCUGCUCAGAAAGAACUAAAAGAAGAUCAGAAAUUUAUUGUAACUAUUAUGGAAGCUUCAAAACAAUCAACAUCCAAUAGUGAAACUACUAUUCCUUCAUCUUUAAGAAAUAAUUUAAUGACGAUUAAAACUGCUGCUGAUGGAAUAUUGGUCUAUCUCGAUAAAUUCAAGACAUCCGUUUCUAAUAAAAAUGAUGCUAUGAAUACAUCGACGACAAAAAUCCCAAUGAUUUCAUAUUCACAUAAAGAUGCAGAUUUCUGUAGAUCAGUUGUUGCUGGUCUCAAACAACAUUCGAUUUCCGUAUGGAUAGACGAAGAUGGACAUUGUUUAUCAGAUGAUUGCUGGGAAGAAAUAGCAAUUGCCAUAAAAAAUGCAAGUACUAUACUGAUUCUUGUUUCAGAAAACUAUUGUACUAAGAGCGAUUCAUGCCGUGUUGAAGCUACUUACGCUAUAAAAUUAAAAAUUCCAAUCAUUGCUUUAUAUAUCGAUGACAAAUAUCAAGCAGAACCUUGGCUUGAUAUUCAUCUCACAGGAUUACAUGUAAAAUUUGGCAAGAAAUCAUUUACUGAAAGAAUUACUCGUCUGGCUACAUACAUAUCUGCGCGUAAUAACACAUCGGAAUCGACAGAAACAAUGCAGCAAAUAACGGGACAGUUUUCGCAUGAAGUCAGUAUAGUAUCUACGAAAGAACAACAACCUAUUUUAUUAAAAAGCAAGAUUCCUGAAACUGUUAUUAAUCAUUCUAUACCAACUACAGCACCACGUACAUGGUCAGCAGCUGAAGUACAAUCUUGGUGGUGCACUGAAAGAGCUCUUGUACCUCAACUAUGUACUUUUUAUGAUGGCGAAGCACUAUGUGUGUAUGCUCGAUUAUUUUUAAGUUUUUAUCAAGAAAAUCCAGUUAAACAUUUUCAAAUCCUACAGGAACGAUUAAACCGUGAGCAUGGAAUCAAUUUUUACGAUGAUUCUUAUGCCAAUACAGUGAGCUCUAUGAUGUGGAUUAUAAAACAAAAUAAAUCUUCAAAAGAUACAGUAGACAACCAUUCAAAUUCAACUGUAUGUACACUUUCAUAA
Adineta steineri is the source of this 2349-nucleotide messenger RNA. The record is from the annotation of a GenBank genome assembly. Lineage: Eukaryota; Metazoa; Rotifera; Eurotatoria; Adinetida; Adinetidae.